GGUUAUGAAUUGCCAACAAUUGAGUUAGUGGGCAAGAAGUUUCAAAGUUAUGCUAAACAAAUAUGGAAAUGGCUAAUGGAAAAUAAGGUGUCAACAAUUGGGAUAUGGGGAAUGGGAGGAGCAGGGAAAACAACUUUAGCAACUCAUGUACAUAACAAGCUUUUAAAAGAAGCUGGCGAUGACUUUGACCAUGUUAUUUGGGUUACAGCAUCACGAUAUGAUACCAUUUAUGAGUUGCAAAAGGUCAUAGCAAGAUCAAUUAAUUUAGACAUAUCUGAUGAGCCAUGAUGUGAAAAGAAUAUCCGGGAAAUUGGUGCAAGCAUCUAAGCAUUUAAAUAGAUGUGUCCUUCUUUUAGAUGAUGUUUGGGAUCCUAUCUUUUUAGAAGAAGAGGUUGGAUUUCCUGUUUCGAAUAAUGGGAUUAAAUUGAUUUUGACAACUCGUUCAUGGGAAGUGUGCCAAACUAUGAACUGCUUGAAGAGCGUAAUAGAAGUAGAACCAUUAAAUGAAGAAGAUGGUUGGGAAUUGUUUAAAACAACUCUUGGAUCCCAUAUGAUGCAAUCUAGUGAAGUGGAGCCUAUAGCAAGUACUGUGGCUAAACAAUGUGAGGGUUUGCCCCUUGCAAUUGUUACGAUAGCAAGAAGCAUGAAGGGAAAAGAAGGGAAAAGAGAAUGGAGUCAUCUGUUGGAAUGCCUUCAAAACUUGGAUAAGGGGCAAAGUGAUAUGGAGGAGAGGGUAUUUCCUGUGUUGAAAUCUAGCUAUGCUUGCUUAAAUAAUAAAUUGCAAAGAUUUUUUUUGUACCUUGCAUUAACUGGCAAGGAAUGUUUUGUUGACAGUAAUUUUAGAUGUUUGAUUAGAAGAUUUUUCCAUGAGGAAUGGAUAGAUGAGAAAAAGAGCUUGGAGAUGCAGUAUAAUGAAGGUUACACCAUGAUGAAGAAAUUAAAGAAUAACAGUUUGCUUAUGGAAAUAUAUGAUGGGGAAUUUUGGAUUAUGCCCAAAUUGCUGAGGGUCAUGGCUAUUAAUAUUGUAAAGAAGACUGAUGAAAUUAUGGACAAAUCUGAUAUGAAUUUGACAGAAAUACCGGAAAAUGGUGAAUGGCAUGAAAAUUUGCAAAAAGUUUUUUUGAGCAGAAAUGAAAUACAGAAAAUUGUAGAUGGCACAUCUCUUAGGUGUUCUAAACUUUCCACAUUGCGUUUAGAUUGUAAUUAUGAUCUCAAAUGGAUCCCAGAUGAUUUUUUCAACAACAUGCCUCUCUUAAAGUACUGGAUUUGUCUAGGACUGGCAUCGAGUGUUUGCCCGAAUCCAUCUCUAACUUGCAGGAUGAGGAUUCUGCUGACGUGGGCAUUAUUAUCACACCUCCUCGAGGGCAUUUCUGUAAUAUCUUGCAAGUCGAUGGAAGAGAUAGUUGGAGAGGAUUGUAGCAAUGACAAUAUUCUCCCUACCAUCACCCUCCCCAAACUCAGAUUUGUGUACUUGUAUAAGCUACCAGAAUUAAAUUCCGUGUUCAGAGGAACCAUGCUCUGCCCUUCUCUGAAAUCUUUUCAUGCCGUCUUUUGUGAGAAACUAAGCCACCCUUCGAUAGAAAUUGAAGAAGGACAUGAGCUUCUGAUGAAGAAUACCAAGACUGGAUACUGUUGGAGCAGUGAUGAUCAGAACCAAUCUGAUCAGGAGCUCAAAAAUAUGGUUGAGAAGGACAGAGAAAAAGAGAACGAGGAUGAUGAAGAAGAAAAGAAGGAGGAAGAGGAGGAGGAAGAAGAAGAGGAUGAGGAUGGGGAUGGGGAAGAAGAAGAGGAUGAGGAUGAAGAUGGUGAAGAGGACAUAAAAUUGUGGUUAAAGGCUACUGGCAGUAAUUAAUAGGAGUUACAUUUUUGGCAUUGAAUGCGAGGCUCGUUCAUUUCAUAACUCUUGUUUUAUAAGAGCAUCCCUGGCCUUUCAUUACAUUACAGGACUCCGUCAAGAAUUUUGAAAUGGGUGUGUAUGUACAUUAUUUUGAUUAUAUCAAGCGGAACUUCAUAUAAAUAUUAACCAUACCAAACCAA
Prosopis cineraria is the source of this 2037-nucleotide messenger RNA. RefSeq names its product disease resistance protein RPS5-like. Lineage: Eukaryota; Viridiplantae; Streptophyta; Magnoliopsida; Fabales; Fabaceae. The record is from RefSeq and is a predicted model, not a curated record. Gene Ontology annotation, molecular function: ADP binding. Bases 278 to 1852 code for a protein of 524 amino acids. Gene Ontology annotation, biological process: defense response to other organism. The transcript has 3 exons.